UUUUCCACAUUACCGCCACCAUGUCAGUCUGCCCGCCGCACACUCCCUCCUCCGGACCUUGGAGAGAUCACAUAUUGACACAGUCCUCUUCCAGGCCGGCGCUCGUAGAUUCCCCACAGAUCGCUUCAGCGUCGCUUCUAAAUCCAUUACCGCCGUUAUUACGAUUGUACAACUGGCCGUUCCUCGCCGCAUACCCUGCGUUCUUCAGCUUCUAUCUCCGCCAGGAGACCUACGAUAAACAUAUACAGAGCCAGGAAUGGACGGUCCUCUACUUCGGCACCAUAUUGACGGUCCAAGCGCUCAUAUGGCUGGGAUGUCACUGGAGUAUAGGCUGGAGAGCUAUGGCGACGGGCAGCAAGGCUACACGAGUGGAGGACGCGAAACAGAUCAAGGUCAUCCCGGUGGCGAACUCCGGUGCUGCCGACAUUUGCAAUCUGAUUCACGAUAAGUCUGGGGGUAAGGAUGAGAUUUCUUUUCUUUUCCAGAAGCGUCGCUACAUCUACAACCCCGAAACUGGUUCCUUUGCGCCUCUCGUCUACCCGAUCGAUGCUGCUCCUACGCUCUCCCAGUUCCAGCUAUCCAAGGGUCUUCAGAGCGACAAGGUGAUCAAUCACCUGCUUCACCACUAUGGCGACAAUACGUUCGAUAUCCCGGUUCCCACGUUCUCGGAGCUCUUCCAGGAGCACGCGGUCGCACCUUUCUUCGUCUUCCAGAUCUUCUGUGUCGGUCUUUGGUGCUUGGAUGAAUUCUGGUACUAUUCGCUCUUCACGCUGUUCAUGCUGGUCGCCUUCGAAUCUACGGUUGUCUGGCAGCGUCAGAGGACACUCACCGAGUUCCGUGGAAUGAGCAUUAAGCCGUACGAUCUCUGGGUGUUCCGCUGCGGAAAAUGGACCGAGAUCCAGAGCGACAAGCUUCUUCCGGGCGAUUUGGUCUCUGUCGGUCGCACGAAGGAGGACUCCGGUAUUGCCUGUGAUAUGGUCCUGCUCUCCGGAACGGUGAUCGUCAACGAGGCUAUGCUUUCUGGAGAGUCCACGCCGCUUCUGAAGGAUUCCAUCGCGCUCCGCGCUGGCGAUGCUACCCUUGAGCCCGAAGGAAUGGACAAGAACUCGCUGCUCUACGGCGGUACCAAGGUCCUGCAGAUCACCCACAACACGGCAAACGAGGAGGAGUCAAUUUCGGCAAGUAGAAACGGUGUUCCCACUCCUCCCGAUAAUGGCGGUUUGGCUGUCGUUACGCGUACUGGAUUCGAGACCUCGCAAGGUUCCCUCGUCCGCACCAUGAUCUAUUCGACGGAGCGUGUCUCGGCCAACAACGCCGAGGCGCUGCUGUUCAUCCUGUUCCUUCUCAUGUUCGCCAUCGCCGCGAGUUGGUACGUCUGGACCGAAGGUGUCAUCAAGGACCGCAAGAGGAGCAAGCUGUUGCUCGAUUGUGUUCUCAUCAUCACGUCUGUUGUUCCCCCGGAGCUGCCUAUGGAGCUGUCUCUGGCGGUCAACACGUCUCUCGCGGCACUUGGAAAGUACGCGAUUUACUGCACCGAGCCGUUCCGCAUUCCGUUCGCCGGACGCGUCGACAUUUGCUGCUUCGAUAAGACUGGCACCUUGACCGGUGAAGAUCUCGUCGUUGAGGGUAUUGCCGGCAUUGGCCCGAAGGGUGACCACAAGCAGUUGAAGAAGGUCGAGACCGCUGGACUAGAGACCACCUUUGUCCUUGCCACCGCCCACGCCCUUGUCAAGCUCGACGAGGGCGAGAUCGUCGGAGAUCCCAUGGAGAAGGCCACCCUUCAAGCUCUCGGAUGGACUCUCGGUGCCCGCGAUACUCUCACAUCCAAGGCAACCACGCAGAUUCCCGGCAAGGGUUUUGCCGUCGCCUCUGGUGUUGUUCAGAUCAAGCGUCGUUUCCAGUUCUCUUCCGCGCUUAAGCGCCAGUCCUCCGUCGCCACAAUCAUGGUCGCCGGCGGUAAGAAAGCCACUUUCGUCGGAGUCAAGGGUGCCCCCGAGACGAUCCGCAAAAUGCUCACGCAUGUGCCGGACGACUACGAGGACACCUUCAAGUACUUCACUCGCAUGGGAUCCCGUGUCCUCGCGCUGGGCUACAAGCAGGUGACUACCGACGGCGAGAUGAGCAUCCAGAGGGUCAAUAGCCUUAGCCGCGAGGAGGUCGAGUGCGAUCUUACUUUUGCUGGUUUCUUGGUCCUCAGCUGCCCGCUCAAGGAUGAUGCGAAGAAGUCCGUCCGCAUGUUGAAUGAGAGCUCGCACAGGGUUGUCAUGAUCACUGGUGAUAACCCACUUACUGCCGUCCACGUUGCCAGGGAAGUCGAGAUCGUUGAUCGCGAUGUUUUGAUCUUGGACGCGCCUGAGGAUGAGAACUCGCCACACGAGUUGGUGUGGAGGAGUGUCGAUGAGACCAUCAUCAUUCCCGUCAAGGCAUUAGACCCCCUGGACCCGAAGAUUCUGAGGGAUAAUGAUAUCUGCAUCACUGGAUACGCGUUGAGCAAGGUCCAGGAUCAGCCUUAUCUUGUCCAGCUCUUGAAGCACACGUGGGUUUACGCUCGUGUCUCGCCCGUUCAGAAGGAAUUCAUUCUCACCGUCCUCAAAGAUGCCGGAUACACCACGCUCAUGUGCGGAGACGGAACCAACGACGUCGGUGCCCUCAAGCAAGCGCACGUCGGAGUCGCCCUCCUCAACGGAUCCGAAGAAGACCUCCAGAAGAUCGCCGAGCACUACCGCGUGACCAAGUUCAAGGAGAUGUACGAGAAGCAGGUUUCGAUCACCAAGCGUUUCAACCAGCCCUGUCCCCCUCCCCCCGCCCAUAUCGCCCACUUGUACCCUCCCGGAGCCGGAAACCCCCACUACCAAGUCGCCAUCGAGCGCGAAGCUACCAAGAAGGGUGUUCCCGUCGAGCAGUUCGCUGCUCGUCUCGGCCACACGGCGAUCGAGACGGUUGUCACCCCCGGUGCCCGUGCUCUCCAGAAGACGAACAACCCCGGCCGCAACACCCCGCAGCAGCAGGCGGUCGCCAACCAGGGCGCCGCGCUGGCCGACCGGAUGAUGGGCUCGAUGAUGGAAAUGGAGGAAGACUCCGAGCCGCCGUCGAUCAAGCUCGGCGACGCCUCUGUUGCCGCACCGUUCACCAGCAAGCUCGCCAACGUCAUCGCGAUCCCGAACAUCAUCCGCCAAGGCCGUUGCACGCUCGUCGCCACCAUCCAGAUGUACAAGAUCCUGGCGCUGAACUGCCUGAUCUCGGCGUACUCCCUCUCGGUGCUGUACCUCGACGGCAUCAAGUUCGGCGACGGCCAGGUCACCAUCUCGGGCAUGCUCAUGAGCGUGUGCUUCCUGUCCCUCUCGCGCGCUAAGUCCGUCGAGAAGCUCAGCAAGGAGCGUCCGCAGCCCAACAUCUUCAACCCGUACAUCAUCGGCAGCGUGCUCGGGCAGUUCGCCGUGCACAUCAUCUCGCUGAUCUACAUCUCGCGCUACGUGGCGGUGCUCGAGCCCAAGGACCCCAACGUCGACCUCGAGGGCGAGUUCUCGCCCUCGCUGCUCAACUCCGCUAUCUACCUCCUGCAGCUGAUCCAGCAGAUCUCGACCUUCGCUAUCAACUACCAGGGCCGUCCGUUCCGCGAGAGCAUCAAGGAGAACCGCGGCAUGUACUGGGGCCUUGUUGGCGUCGCCGCAGUCGCCUUCUCGUGCUCGACAGAACUCAUCCCCGAGAUCAACGAGAAGCUGAAGCUCGUGCCGUUCACGGACGAGUUCAAGAUCACCAUGACGGUUACUAUGGCGCUCGACUACGCCGCCUGCUGGGUCAUCGAGAAGGUCCUCAAGGCGGCAUUUAGUGACUACCGCCCUAAGGACAUCGCCGUUAGACGCCCGGAUCAGGACGAGAAGGAGCGUAAGAGGAAUGAGGAGGAGAAACAGGAGAAGAUGAGGGUCGAGAUGGAGAAGGCUGGGCUACAGCAGGCGCAGUAGAUUUUUAUGUACUUAGUGGGUGUGUUACGUGGAUAAAUGGAUGGGUUUUUCUUCUUUUUUUUUACGGUUUGAAAUGGGGAGGGGGGCAGGGCGGGAAGAUAGAAUACAUGGUAUGUGUUGAUGAGAUUUGUACGAAAGUUUGCUUGCUUUCGAUGGGGUGAUAGGUGAGUGUGCGGGUGAGGGUGAGGGUGAGGAUGGGGAUGGGGAUGUUCCCGUGCUGCUGCUGCUGCUGCUGCGAUUGUCUUUGAAAUGGAGAUGGAGUGUAUGAUACUCUUGCAAGUACUACAUAGAACAGCCUCCGCUGAAGUACUCUGCUUAAGUACUGUCUGCACCUUUGA
Messenger RNA from Tricharina praecox, 4300 nucleotides. RefSeq names its product putative cation transporting ATPase. Lineage: Eukaryota; Fungi; Ascomycota; Pezizomycetes; Pezizales; Pyronemataceae. Gene Ontology annotation, cellular component: endoplasmic reticulum membrane. The transcript is spliced from 4 exons. Gene Ontology annotation, biological process: intracellular calcium ion homeostasis. The record is from RefSeq and is a predicted model, not a curated record. Gene Ontology annotation, molecular function: P-type ion transporter activity; ATP hydrolysis activity; ATP binding. The coding region runs from base 21 to 3962 and encodes 1313 amino acids.